GUGACUGAGCAGAGUUCAGAGUUCGCCCAGCGUUUUCUCGGGCAGAGUAACACCGAGGAGGAGGAGGAAGAGGAGGAGGAUGGUGCUGUGUUGGAGGUGUGAUGAAGAUUUUGAAGAAAAUGUGCAGGAGGAAACUGUCUGAGGCUAGCUGCUCACACCUACACGCAGAAUGAACCAGUAAACCUUGAUAUCUGCUUACACGACGACUACACAUCCAGUCUGGACUCUUUCUCUCUGCUCCUCUGUCCCCUGCAAACACUUCCUGAUGCAAUUAGCACAUCUCCAACCAUCCUGUUACUCAUGCACGACUGUUGCCAACCAGCGGCUCUCAUUAUCUGUGGGAGGUUAAUUGACACUGGGUGAUCUCUCGCAGAUGCUGCAGCACCAAACCGAGCCCACAUCACAGAAACCCUGUCCUCACAAACAACAUUCUUUGAUUUAUCUCUCUCUCUCUCUCCAUCACGGCGCUCGGCCCACUCUGUCCUCUUUAUCUGCCUCUUCAUCGCUCUCUAGCUCCCUUUCAGCUGAUGGAGCUUAUUGUGGACAAAUAGGCUUAGCAGCAUUGCUAUGGCAACGGCGAAUCGUAAAAAAGCUACACAAGCACUUCAUCAGGGGCCGUGAUCCAGCGGCUCCCAUUGGAGAUGGUGCCCCCAACCUCCAGCAACAAGUAAAGGCAGGCCAGAGAGGCUCCCGGGAGGAGGAGAGAGGUGGAGAUAACACUGACAGCAGAGGAAGGAGAGAGAAACCAUUUCUCUUCUCUCUCUCUGCUUAUCUCUCACACUGUCUCGUCUCUCUGAGCAUCCAUCCAGUCUUCUGCUUUCUCAGGACUUCCUUUAUAAUUCUGCUCAACGGCGAUUUUUCUUCUUUUCUUGUGGAGUGUAAGACUAACUUAGGGAAAAGAAAAAGAGGGGACGGUGAAGGAGGACAAUGGCCUCCUGGUUCAACUGGAAUGAGCCUUAUUACCGGACGCCCCGCCGGGACCCAUCCGACGUGGUCACCGACACCCUGAUGGUGGAGUUCGGCUGGCAGCUGAAGGAGGCCGAGAGGCUGCAGAAGGAGAGGGAGAACGAGUACCGACGGCUGAAGACCGGUGUGGACUACAGCUGGCUGGCCAGCACGCCUCGAUCCUCCUUCAGCAUCAGCACGGGGGAGCGGCUCGGCCUGGAGGACCUCUGCUCCAAGGUGCCGCCAUCCUGCUGUGGCAUCGUCAUACUCAAGUUCAGGGAGGUCAUGCAGGCCAACGAGCCCGAGGCCCACGAGGUGCCCGGCCUGUUCCGCUCCGUCCUCCUGGAGGCUCUGGAGCACCUGAAGGAGGAGCAGGAGGCGCAGCGACUCGCCCGCCAGUGGAACAACAAACGCGCCAUGAGCAUGUCCCUCAUUAAUUUCAGGUCCAGGAUCAAGAUCAACCCGUUCGGGAGCACGGCGGGCCUGACCUCCCCUGCAGCCGAGGGGGCGGGACUCAGCGACCUGAAAACGGUGUCGGAGGACGUGGAGAAAGGGAUGGACCAGGAUGAGAGGCAGAGGGUGUGGAGCAUGCCCGACUUCAGAUACAAAGGAUCCGGCAGCAGCAGCACCAGCAAGGUGGUCUGAUGCGGUGUUCACAGGACUGAGAUGACGGUCGGACGUUUCAGGGGGAUAAACGCUGAUCUCCAGGACUGUUGCAGUGUUUCCACGGGGACCAAUCUUUCAUUCCCCUGACUUUUCAGUACAGAAACCACUCAGCGUUAGAUCCUGCUUGUCAGGCUUUUUACUGAUAUUCUACACAUUGACGACAGUUUUGCAGUACUUGAAACCAUUUUAACUUUGCUUGAGAUUAUCACUUCUUGCAGCGAUGCCUCUUUUUUUGGUAGAGAUUUAACAUCCAAGCACUGAGGGCCUGAUAGGGUUAUUUAUAUAAAUACUUUUUGUUGCAGGAGGAAAUUGGCUGUUAGCUCAGAAGUGAAUGGUGUUUUAUGAAAAUAUUUUGCAUUUAAAGGGAAUAUAGUGUUAUAGACAAAACACAGUUGUGCUCAUAACUUUACACACCCUGGGAAAAUUUGAGAAAUAUUGUCCUUUUUUAAAUAGAAAAUGUGUAAAUCUUUUCUUUUAUUUAGGGUUAGCAGUCUGAUAAUCGUAUUUGCUCUGACUGUUCAUGUUUUCAUUAAAGAAUGGCACAUCUUUUACAAAUUCUGCCAGCGUAUGUAAACUUAUGAGCACAACUGUAUUUCACUUGAACGUCACUCUGAAGGUGAAUCAUGCUCGCCUUCCCGACAGCGCACAAAGACUCAGCAGCAUUAUUCAUCAUCCAAGGUCAGCGCACCGAAAGCUUUUCUCCUGCGCUCUUUAUUUGCAAGAGCGAGUCAUGAAAGUAAAAAAAAGAAAAAAAAAGGAAAAUACGCAGAGACAUGUCACUAAAUGUUGUCAGAUGUUUUUAAAUGAAAUAUUUCAAAGUAAAAUCUUUCCAGCAGUUUAA
Acanthochromis polyacanthus (spiny chromis) is the source of this 2452-nucleotide messenger RNA. RefSeq names its product retinal degeneration 3, GUCY2D regulator (gene rd3). Bases 928 to 1590 code for a protein of 220 amino acids. The transcript is spliced from 3 exons. Lineage: Eukaryota; Metazoa; Chordata; Actinopteri; Pomacentridae. The record is from RefSeq and is a predicted model, not a curated record.